Messenger RNA from Meleagris gallopavo (turkey), 8417 nucleotides. The record is from RefSeq and is a predicted model, not a curated record. Lineage: Eukaryota; Metazoa; Chordata; Aves; Galliformes; Phasianidae.
AGGUCUUUUCCAACCAUAAUGAUACUAUGAAAUCCCUCUUGGGGUGGGCGUAAGAGCAAACAAGCCCGUCAGCAGCUUGUGUUCUUCUUUAAACCCAUCCCGAUCCUGCUCUGGGUGCAUUUGUACCUCCACUGGAAUUGAUUUAAAUUAAAAUAACAGCAGCCAUGAGACGUGGAGAGACGUGAUCCACCCAAACACUCAUCUUCUGAACUUUGAGCCCUGCCUAAAAAUAGCACAUCUCCCUUUUUGGGGUGCAGUCCUGACCUGUUGGGUGCUGGGAACCCCACGCAGCUCCUUCAUCCAGUGCCAGCCUGGGCAGAGGUUGUUCUGGAAUGGACACUUUUAGGAGCAGAGCAGGUUUAGGACUCGUUCAUUUGAAGGCAUCAUUACCGAGCAGCCAAAUUAAUUGUAAUGACUGCAGUGUGGUAAGUGGGGGAUGCUGCGAGCGUGUCCAUGUGAGAUGGGGUUUUACAUCUCAUCAUCCUCAGAUGCCUUUCCCUGUGUUAAUUUAUCCCAAGUUCUCCCUCUUUAUUUUCCCCGUGGGGUGAUGGUGUCAGAUACAAAACCUGCUCAUGAGGUUUUCUCCCAUUCCAGGAGUCAGCCACAAAUCUGCCUUUUCCUUAUCUUCCUGCAUUCCUGGAACCAGGUGGCACAAGCUGCACUCCAAGCCCGGCAAGAAGGAGAAGGAACGUGGUGAGAUCCAGGUGAGCAUCCAGUUCACACGCAACAACCUCACGGCCAGCAUGUUCGACCUGUCCAUGAAGGACAAACCACGGUCACCCUUCGGCAAGCUGAAGGACAAGAUGAAGGGCAAGAAGAAGUACGACCUGGAGUCGGCUUCUGCCAUCAUCCCCAGCAGCGUGGGCGCGCUCGACAUGGAGGAUGAUUACGACGUCGGUGGCAAGAAGUCCAAAGUGAAGGGCUUCUUCCUGAAGAACAAGCUGCGCAAGUCGUCCCUAACGCAGUCCAACACCUCGCUGGGAUCCGACAGCACCAUCUCAUCAGCCAGCCUGGGCAUGGCCACCAGCGGCCCCGAGGUAACCAGGUCCCCCAGCAGACACAGCAGUCUGUCCACGGAGCGCUCCGUGAAGGACUUUUUACCUUCUCCGAAGCUGACCCACAAGAGAGCACUCAGUGACGACGUCUCCCAGGUCAGCCCUGUCCUGGAGCCAAAAUCAAUCCUCAGCCUGAAGCCAAAGACAGAUCCCGUGUCCCGCUCCUCCCUCUGCAUCAAUGGGAGCCAUGUGUACAGUGAUGAGCCCACCCCGAGGAGCCCUGUGCCCACCUCGCAGGGCUCCACGCCGCUGCCUGUCCCCAAAAGGCCGGAGGAGGGUUUUGGCUUCAUCCCGAUCCACACCGACCCCCACGAGGUGCCCUGGGGGGCCAGCAGCUUGGAGAGGACGCAGCAAAGGGACGAGAUGAGAUUCAUCCCCUCUCCUCCCAGCUUGGUUUUGCAGGAAGAGCUCAAGGUGUCCACCAAAGCUGUGACCCUCAGCAACCACCUGGGCAGAGCCAGGAUGGAAGAAAACAGCCGCCUGGAGAACAAGCCAACCCAGGUAGCAACACCCAUGGUCUUCUCUGCAGAGGUGACAAAGGAGAAGCAACCUGAGGAAAUAAGGAAGGAAGAGAAGAAAAUAAAGGGCGGGCUCUUCCAUAAGAGUGAUGCGGGGAGCAGGGGCCAGGGGGAGAAAACUGGAGCCUCGCACGGCCCUGCAGCAGUGGGAGAUGACAGGAGCAAGGCUGGCAGCUGGUUUGGUUCCAAGGAGCCCAAAGACUCCCCCAGAAACCCAGGCUUCUCCAUACAGUUCUUCUACCUUGUAAGGAGAAGCCUGGAUGAGCCACCAGCUAAAGCGUUUGUGGUGUGUGUGGUGUAUGCUUACAGCACUGUCACAGCAUUAACCAGGAGGACUGUUUUGUCUUCCCUCCACAGCCUGGAAGUGUCUCCUCAGGUAGAAACCAGCUCAGAUGCUCCUUCUCAUUUUCCUCCCUGCUCCCCUGCCCGGUUCCCUGCUGCUGCUGUAGCCCAUCUUGCUCGCAUGCUGAGCCCUAACCUCCCUCCUGCUACCGGAGACAGUCAGCCCGGAUGCUUGUCCCCUACCAACCCAUUCCUCAACUCCCUGCAGAGCAAUCCCUUCUUUGAGGACCUCCUCGCUGACCAGGUACUAAAUUCUCCUUCACCUACUCACUUUUUCUCUAGUUUCCCGUCUGAGCCGCAUGCUUCAACAGAGGUCGCUGGGAGCUUGUGUUCCUCUGAGGAUUGCAGUCCCUCUGCCUCCCUAAGACUUAAAGAUCCGGAGGGAGAAUCUCCAGCCAAAAGCGUUGGUGUCCCCGUGCCCGAAACCACUCCUCCGUCCCAUGCAGACCCUCCUCCAGAUGAGGAACCCGCUGCCUCUCCUCCUCCCCUCUCAGAGUGGGAUGAGACCUUCGAUGCCUUUGCCACCAGCAGGCUCAGACCAGACCCAAAGAAGGAGGACUUCUUUGCUUCGGUGGCGGCGGAGGGCAUGGCUUUCAUCGACGAUCCCGAUGCCGCCAGCCCCACAGAACGGUCAGCUGAGCCCGAUCCUGAGGAGGGGACAAAGGGCUUUGAAAAGGCCGAGCCACAAAUCAGCAGCGAAAUGCCCCCAGUGCUGCGGUCUUGGACGAAUUUCUCUGGUUUGGAUGUUGGGGCAAACCUGGUGAGCACAACCCAGGAAGCGACUGUGAUAGAGGAUGUGCUGAGCCCCGUGUCCGCAGGGUCGGCAGCGAGGAGGAGGAAGAGCAGCACGCCGAUGGUUUGGGCCACCUCAUUGUCGUCUGGAAAUCCAGGGGAAAAGGAGGCUUCCACCCUGCUGAGUGCUGAUAAUUGUGCCGGGGAGGAACGGGACAGUAAUGAGGAUGAAACCUCAAGUGUAGGGGAGAAUGGCUGGAUGACCAUUGCCACCGAAACUGCGCCCGAUCCUUCUGAGAGCACCCAGAGCAUUGGCCAGGGGAGCGUGUUUGUGCAGCGGUCCUUCCAUGGUGAGGGCACCUUUGAAACAAAAAGUACUCCUCAUGUCCUUCCCCGAAGCACCUUCAGCUCUGAAAACACAGCAGAAACACUACCGGGCAGCAAUGUGGCUGCUGUACCCCCACGGGUGCUGCAGGACAUGGCAGCAGGGUGCUUCCCCGUGGCUCCGGACAUGGGGAAGGAGCUGCAGGAUGAUGGCGGGGAGAUGUUUGACAUCAGGAGCUCGGUGUACCGGUUGCAGGCCAGCAUGCGGUUGGAGGCUGGCGAGGGCCAUGUGAAGAUGGGCUCUGAUGCUGUCCUCACAAUGUGGACGGGUGUGCGAGGGAAGGAGGAGGUCAUGCCACCUCCCAAACCUCCGCGGUGGUUUGCGGCCGUGUGUGGCAGAGGGGAGGAUGAGAACAAUGCUAGUGAUGCAACGGCAAGGCAGCGAGGUGGGGAGGAGCAGCAGGAAGGUGAGGAGGGCAUGGAGCAACCACAGAGCCAUCCGAGCGGUGACACGGCUGUCCCAGCACCUCACACAGCUGUGCAUGAGGAUGCUGCUGACGUGGAGGCUGGAGGGGACACCUCCCUGGGAGAAGAGCCACCGGAGAUGAACGGGACGGAUGCAGCCGAACACUUUGAGACCUGCCCCUCCAGGUUCUCCGUGGAUGAGCUCACCCCGUCGGGUGCUGCAGGGAGCUGGAGUCAGCCGGCUUUGUCUCCUGUGUCACAGCUCAGCCUCAGCGCAGAGCCAUCAAUAGCCCGAGAGCAGGAGGAAUGCCCUGAGGAGCUCGGUGUGUCAGCACCAGACCUGUCCCCCAGGCCGGACUCAGGCCAACCCGAGAACUUCUGGACGGCAUUGGAGGAGCAGGAGGCAUUGGGCCGCCCUCACAGGUUAGCGCCGGAGCAGGACCAGGGUGAGGGGCCAGCGGUGGGCUGUCCCCAUCAGGCAGAGCAGGGCUGGCCGCCUGCAGGGAUAGACUUCAAGAAGGCGGAAUUUUGGAAGCCAGGUAGAACGGAGGAGAGGAGCGAGCAGGAUGCUGCAAGCCCGGGCAAUCCUUUUGCUCUGGCAGUCAGCCCUAUUGCCCCCGCAAAUCCCUUUCUGGAAAAGCCAACAGGCGCCCUUCCCAUCCAGGCUGUGAUGCCUGAAAGGUUCGUUCAGGGCUUCAGCUCCCCCGAGCUCUAUGGGGAAGCCCUUCAACAAGGCUUCCAGCCCACUAACCCCCCAAGAGACCCGCUAGGCAAUCCUUCCCUGCAUGACAGCCAGCCCUUGGCCUUCUCCACCCCUUUCCCCGUGGCUGUGACUAACCCCGAGCAGUUUGAUUUCCCCUCCCCUGCCGCGACCAGCCAUGCCGCAGCCCAGCCCUGCCCUUUGCCGCAGUCCGGUGACACACAAGCUUCAGCACUCGUGGUUUUGCCCAGGGAGACACAGCCAGCUGAGAAGCCCUUUUUCCAGCAGACGACCAGUCCUCACCCGGUGAAACCCAUCAGUGCUGCAGUGCAGGAGGUCUCCAGUGAGAAGAAGCAGCAGAACAAAUCCAGCCUGACCGCAGCGCUGAGCAAUGGCCUGGAGAAGCUGAAAACAGUCACCACAGGCAGCGUUCAGCCUGUGGCCCCCUCGUCACACCUGGAGAAAACAGACCCAAAGAAGGAUCCCAAUGUGUUGGACCAAUCAGCCAAGUAUUAUCAUUUGACCCAUGAUGAACUCAUCCAGCUCCUACUGCAGAAGGAGAAGGAGCUGAGUAAGAAGGAGGAGCACAUCCAGGAACUGGAGAAUUACAUUGACCAGCUGCUGGUGCGCAUCAUGGAGCAGUCUCCCACGCUCCUCCAGAUCCCGCUGGGGGAAGCCAAGACCAAGUAACCUCCUGGCAGAGACCAGCAUCACUUGCCUAAAGCACUUCCAGUAAACACGCUGCAAGCAUCCCUGCACUCCCCCCUCCUCUUACAGAGGGCUUCUCCAGUGGCUUCUGUUCGCAGAGUUUAGCAGGAAUGGUUAUCUGCUCCUUCCCAACCUAAGCUUAUUUCAGCUCUGGCUCCAGGGAACUGUAGGGUGGUGGGCUGUCAUCCACCCUAUGGGGAGGAGCAGAGCCUUCCUCAGGAGGCAGAUGCUUCCUGAUGUUCCUGUCAUAACCAAGUAGCAUCUUCUCAGGCACUCAUCCUACCAAUGCUUUAAGUGGUCCAUGAACAUUUGGGAGCUGGAAACCAGCCACCUCACCCUUGUCUUCAUCCUGCUACUGCUGCUCUUCUGCCUAGACUCUUCCACAGGCUCUUCUCUGAAAUGGUGUGCUCUGGCUGAUGGACAGCGUUAAACUGGCUGACAAAAUUGGGGAUGCCUAAACUCAGUAAGAGUCUACCAGCAUGUUACUGUCCAGUAAGUCUGCUCAGCAGGGCAGCUGGGGAAGGGGCUGCUGCUGGAUGCCUCAUUUCCCUUCCUGCCCCGUAUGUUGUACCCACAAAGGAAGGCUCUGAACAGCUCCUCUUUGUGUCAGUACCUGGUUCAGCAAGAGGCAGUACACAAAGCCACAGUGCUGCAGUCAGGGGCUGCAAAGACUCAAGCCAACAUCACUGCCUGAUUGUGAGCUGUGCUGGUUCCUUCUCUGCGUGCAUGGUUGUGAUGCUGCCUUACAGACCCAGCCCAAAACUGAACUCGUAGAGAAGGGCCAGUGAUGGUUUGUGCACCAUCAGUGCUGCAGGAGAUCUUGCAUGGCACCCAACCCAUCACCAGGUGGGCUGUGCCAGGAAUACUCCUGUAUGCAGAAACCACAGCUGGAUUUUCUGAUCAGUAUUACAUUUCCUCUUUUCUGCAUCUGCAAGAAUUGCUUUCCACUGGCAGCCCCCUAUAAUUGACUUUGUGUUGUCAUUAUCAAUGCAACAAGGAAAACGCCAUACAGACCGAAGCUAGUGUGCAAAGAAAGAUGUCUGGCUGCCCAGCCACCUCUAUGCAUGAUGUCCCGUUAGGUCAGACAUCCACCAAACACAUGCAAACCACAUUCUGUGAAAGCUAGCAAUCCAGUAAUUAACGUGGAUCACUUUCAAGUCAGUAUUAGUGCCAGAACAGCUAGAAUUGUAUCACACCUCCACGCCAGCAUCAGGUCUCUGGCAGCUUGGGCCCACCCCUAGAAAUGCUAGGCCAGCUCUCUCAGGACUUGAAUGCUUCUUGCUAACUUGGAGUGACUGUAUGAAGGCCUCUGUGUUGCUUGAUGUGAUAGAUGGUGUUGGUGUGGGGUUGGUGAGUGGUGCUCCCGGCCACAUCGCAGUACAGCGCAGCUUCUGGUUUGGAGGUGCUGGGGAAGGGCACAAAACCUCUCCUUUUGUCAAGUAUUUUACCUAGAAGGUGCCCAUGCAGACAGAGGGUCAGCUGGUGUGGGACUUGAGCUGUCUCAGCAUGUAGGGCGUCUUCUUUUUGCUGCAGAUAUCCAAAAGUUACUGGAUUUUUUUUAAACCUUUGUAUUCUUUUCUCCUUCCUUACUUCAGCAUAUGCCAUGACUGAAAAAUUGUGCCUUUUGCAAUAGAACAGUGGCAGUUCCCUAUGAGAAAAGGCUCUGAAAUUCGAUUCUCAGCUGACUAACACAGCUUGGCCAGCUUUCUGUUCUGCUUGCCUGCUAAUUUGAACUAGGUGAGUCUAUGUUUUAAAGCAGUCAGCAGAGCCUUCCCAUCCCUGUGGGCAAUUUGUUUUGGUCUUUGACAGAAGUGCUGCAUGAACCACUCCGUGAUAUGGCAGAUGUAGAUAGAUGUAGAUAGAGGAGGUGAUAAUGAGGGAAGGUGUGGCAGAUAUUACAAGACCAGUUGCAGCUGGAUAAAGGCACUAUUGGGUCACACUCAAAGCCUGAGGCUGACAGAAGUAAGAGGUAUCAGCUUAAAAGGAGAUUUGGCAUCUCUGCUAGUGACAAUAUUUGGUCAUGUCUAGCUUGCAGACUGUUGUAAUAACAGGAGGAUUUGUUAUCCUGGAAGAUAGCAGCCAUGAGCCAUUAGCUCCUACCUGUGCUUGUCCCUAAUAGGGAGCUAAUUGGGGUUUUGCACCUCGCUACCUGCAUCUUUAUGUUUCUCCUCCCUCCGUAUGUCUCAGAUGAAAGGAACUUCAAUUUCUGGUGUAAGAUGUGAGUCCUGCAGUGGCCAUCCUGGCUCGCUGUUGCCUGACAAUCAGCUGUUUCCUUGGGUUUCUCCCAUCAGUGACAGGCAUUACAGGUGCUCCCCACACACAAGUGCCAGUGCUUUUAGCUCAAUACACCUCCUCCUCGUCUCUCCUCCUCCUCUUCUAUUGCAUCUAACCGCCUCCAUAUGCCCCUCUCUGCCUUAGGCGGCUCUGCCUCUUCUCCCAAAGCUUGAAUGUUUUGCACUUUAUAUAUUCAAGUUGAUCUCAGAGCUCCAGAGGGCCGUGUCUGGGCCCCUUCAGCAAUACGUGCUUCCUUCUGCCACCUGCGGCUCACGGGGCUAUGGAGAGAAGCAAGUGGUGGGGACAGCCAAGGCUGCCGUCACCUUUCAUGUCUGUCAGAGCAUUUGGAAGUCCAGAGGUACUUACAGACGAUGCUCAUGUUUAGGAGAAGGCAUCUGAAAAGUGCUUUUGUCUUUUCUUUGUUUCUCAACCUCAGUAUUCUGAGAACGUUCCUCUCCCCACCCUCCCCAGUUUUUAUUCUCUGCAUUAAAGCAAGCAUUUUACACCACUAACAAUGCUGUAGCCAGAGCGUGUAACCAGAGGACCUCGCUGCUUUGAAGAAUAACCGGGGGAAAUGUUGUCAAGUUACGUUCCAAAUCCAUGUUUAGUGAUUAUCUUCCAAAGGGAGGUGAGCAGCACUGCUUUCUGUGCAGGGCAAUACCCAGAGCUGCGCUGCUCCGUGCGGAAUGAGCAGACAGACGGACGUGAAGGAAGCUGCCUGGGCCAGCAGCAGCUUUUGGUGAUUCUGUUUUAAACACAGCCACAGCAAUAAUUCUGUCUUUUGCCUUUUGCACCCUUAUCUGUCCUUCUCUUUCCACAUUCAGACUGUUUGAUGGGUUUUCUGCAGGGCGCUGUUGCUCUCAUCUGCUCUGCUUUUGUUGUCAGCCCACAGCUGGCUUUCUUGCUGUUAAAGAACUGUGGCCAAGUGAUUGAUUUUUGUCUUUGUUGCCUCUUCUGUCCCAAAAUGAUGGGACAGAAGAGCAGCUGAGGUAUAUCCUUAAACUGGAACAAACCUGAAGGGAUGUGGAUGCCGAAGUGUGAUGUAGACCCAGCCAUAUGCCUUGUCUGUGAAGGAACAGCUGCGUUCUGUGUCAUAAACGUGGGGUGGAAAACCACCCCAAAAUCAGAGAGCUCAGUGUUGGGGGUUUUGGAGUUGUUGAUUCCCUGUACUUUGUGUACGCGGGAGGUGGGUUCUGUGUGUUUCAUGUUUUAAUAGUUUGCAACUAAUGUUUAUAAAGAGAGCUUGUUAUUUACAUUUUAAGCACUUUAAAAAAAAAAAAUAAAAGUUGUUCAAGCUGU